This is a messenger RNA of Pararge aegeria (speckled wood butterfly), 737 nucleotides long. RefSeq names its product probable 39S ribosomal protein L49, mitochondrial (gene mRpL49). The transcript is spliced from 2 exons. The record is from RefSeq and is a predicted model, not a curated record. Gene Ontology annotation, biological process: translation. Gene Ontology annotation, molecular function: structural constituent of ribosome. Gene Ontology annotation, cellular component: ribosome; mitochondrial large ribosomal subunit. Lineage: Eukaryota; Metazoa; Arthropoda; Insecta; Lepidoptera; Nymphalidae. The coding region runs from base 109 to 690 and encodes 193 amino acids.
UUGAAAAGCCCAAAUGUCUGCAGGCGUCCGCCAUAAUGUUUCCUUCGAAACGAAUAAUAUAGUUCUUAUUGCUCUUGUAGCAAGCAAUCACUCUAUUCGCUAUUCAAAAUGGCGACCGUGUGGCGUUCACAGAGAGCAUUUGCACGUUUUUUCGUCGGAAAAACUGCACGGAUCCUGAACAACGCUUCUGAUUUGGGUGCAAAACUUACAACAGCAUCAAUAUCGGUUUCAAGCAAGCAAAAUUACUCAAACUACGCACAUUCGCCGUUUGUCAAAAACAUCAAAGAACAAUAUGAAUUCGAAAUUGUGAAAAAUCCUCCAGAAUGGGCAUACGUGGAACGUUUAAUGCCAUUCGAAACUAUUCCCAAUGUUACACCCAAAGCAGCAUACCCUUCAGGAUGGAUACCACCGAAAGAAGAGGCUAGAAAUCUACCAUAUUUUAUUGCAAGAACUAGAAACCAUCAGUUGCCAAUAUAUUUAGAUUUAUCUUAUAGAGGUAUGCGAAAAAUAUCGAUGAUUAAAAAGAUUGACGGUGAUAUUUGGUUACUAAACGAUUUAAUUAAAGAGCAUUUAAAAAAAACACAAAAUCGCUACGUAGAAACAAGAGUACAUGAACUGGGAAGAUUUAUUGAAGUAAAAGGUGAUUUCGUGACCACACUUUGUAAUUGGGCUUAUGCUCAAGGCUUUUAGAUUGAAAUUGUAUGUAGAUGAUUAUUAUUAAAAUUGUUGAAUAGUAA